Molecule: messenger RNA, 1043 nt
Organism: Meloidogyne enterolobii
Lineage: Eukaryota; Metazoa; Nematoda; Chromadorea; Rhabditida; Meloidogynidae
Source: the annotation of a GenBank genome assembly
GUUAUUUUUCCCUGUGAUUCAGUUCCCCGAACUUCCCCUUCCUUUGCUUUCAAAACUUCAUUUUUUAAUUUUUGAGUCAUUGCUUUGCUUUUAAACAAGUUUUGACUAUAUUCUUUUUCCAUUAAAUUUUUCACUUCCUCAUUAUUUUCAGUCUUGUCCUUAUUUGUAAUUUUUUGCUUUGAUUUAAAAGUUUCCCCAAGCUUUUGAUUUGGAGGAUCUUCAUUUAACAAUUUAUGAGCGUUUGUUCGCCGCUUUACGGCGAACAAACGUUCGUUCUAACUUUGAAAUAUUAAAAUUGUUAAAAAUUACGAGGUUUUAGUAAAUUCGCACCUAUUUACUGGAAGACUAUCACUCACUAAUUGAGAGACUUCUUUUGUCACAUAAGCUAUUGAUAUCUCACAAAUUUCCGGGCCCGAUCUCUCACCUACUUCGAACUUUAGGCAUUGACCCCUCGAUUUUAGGUGACUGAUCUUGAGCCAUUUAACGGAUCUGUACUAAUAUUUCCUAACUGUAUCGAAACCAUAGAUAUCUUCAAAAACCCUAGAAUUCACUGAUAACCUUCAAGCGUCCCAUAUACAACGUAAAAGAUUACUUUUAUGUUCAAAUCGUAGGCUCGUUUCACAAACAAUUGUCUCCUUUUCCUAUUACCUCUCAAAUCCCUUAACUCACUCAUGAUCACACAACGUAAAAGAUUACUUUUAUGUUCAAAUUGUAGGCUUGUUGCACAAACAAUUGUUUCCGUUUCUUUAUUGUCACACUUAUCAAUCUGUAUAUUAAUAAAUGCCUUUAAACCAUUAUUAUCAGUUUGUACGUUUUUUAAUUUUAAAAAAUCAAAUUGCAGAAGUUCCUUUUCAUUUUUCUUUUUUUCACUAUACCUCCGCUUAUAUUCUAGAACUUUUUCCUCAUUAUUUAUUUUCCAAUUUCGUUUAUAUUCUAACAGUUUUUCUUUAUUAUUCUUUGCCCAUUUUCGAUUCAAUUCUCUUUUCCUUUCUCUAUUUAUUUUAGACAAUUUUUUAUUUCUCUCAAGGUACAUUUCUUUAUAA